Messenger RNA from Dromaius novaehollandiae (emu), 13280 nucleotides. Its product is annotated as zinc finger protein 462-like. The coding region runs from base 4601 to 12088 and encodes 2495 amino acids. Gene Ontology annotation, biological process: positive regulation of transcription by RNA polymerase II. The transcript is spliced from 13 exons. The record is from RefSeq and is a predicted model, not a curated record. Gene Ontology annotation, cellular component: nucleus. NCBI's taxonomy places the organism in Eukaryota, Metazoa, Chordata, Aves, Casuariiformes, Dromaiidae.
UGUAGUUCAUUUGUAAGAGCCAAUGAGUGCUAAUGAACUAGAUAAUUCUUUCACUUCCAUUCACAUGCUGCUGCUUUUCAUUCUCACUCUUUGUAUUUUGAUUGGGGGCGCAUGUAUGUGAUAAAUACUUUAAGUUAGACUUCGGUUAGUGAUGGUGUGUCUCUGAGGUAUAUCAUAGAGUUUGAGAGUGUUCUAGUGAGAAUGUUCUAUUUGCUGUGCUGCCUGUAGAUGAUGUUCAUUUAUUUUGGAGCCCUAUUGCCUAUCAUGAUGUUUUGGAGAACCUAAGCUUUUGGGGGGUGUGUGUAUUUUUUUUUUCCCACAAGAGGUUGGUUUGAAUGGUAAUAGAUAAUGAUGUGGUAAUUGUCUGUUCAAGAUGUAGUUGCUUUGGAUUAGGGAAAAUGCAGCCUAGGCCCAUUUAUGAUGAGAAGACUCUGAAUUUGCAUAUGUGUACAUAAUACAAGUUGCUAUCCAUGUGGUUCACCCUGCUACUUUACUUCAUCUGGCAGAUGAUUUAAAUAUUUACUCCAAAAGGUCUUGUUCUCUGUUGGUGUGAAGCAGUGUUUCCAGUUAUCUUUGUCAUUUUCAUCUUAGCAACUCCCUGUUGGAGAUGAACUAGACAUACUGCUGUAAACUGUCCCUGCGUUUUGAUAGAAUUUAAUAAAAUAAAGUUUAAUGGCUUGAUCCCAAGGGGAGAACAGGCCAUCUGGUUAACAGAAGGUUAGGCUGAGUAGUGCAAUGCUGAGAAAAACAGAUAUUCUGGGUUGGUUUGUGGCAAUGCGUCCAGUUGCUGCGUGUAUUAAGCAUUGAAAUGGUACUUUCAGAUCUGCAGAGCCAGCAGAUCUGUUACCAUGGCUGUGAUGCAGGAGAUAAUUCUUUUGGGCAAGCAGCAGCAUGGGGAUGGACCUACAGUACAGGAUGUGUAAUGUCAACAUGAAGCGUGGGAGCUGGCAGUAAGAAGGAAAGCAAGCCAUUUCAUGCCAGUGCAGGAAGCCUAAGUAGAUUUUUUUUUUUUCUCCUCCGCAUCUUGUCGUUGCUUUCAUACUCAGUUAUUAAAUGAUUGCCUUCCACUUUGUCAUCUGAAAAUUUCAGCCCAGCAGAGUUUAAUUUUUUUUUCUUUUUGAACUUUUUUUUUUAAGCAAGAUAAGUUCACUCCAAAAGCAUGUCUGAUGGAUUAUAAAAGGGGUGGGGGAAGGCUGAAGUGCUAAGCAAAUCUGGAGAAAGAAGAGUUCAGCCAUGUGGAAGUCCUGAGCUUCAGAUGAAGAUUCAUUGUGGAGCCUUUUGGCUUUAGUGCAGAGACAGUUUGCUCAAAAGCUGCUGAGAGCAUUAUACUGUAGCUGUGAAACAAAGAACAGUAUGAAAUACUGCAAGUGAUACUUGCAUAGACUUUGUAAUUAUGUAACUACUAAGAAACCAUAGAAAUGUAUUGCAGUUGUCUCUGCUUUCUUCUUAGCAGGAAUGUCCUAUUACUUAGAAUUUCUUUUUUCUAUUCGAUUAAAACUAAAUUAACCAUGGCACCAAUUUUUAUGAACCAAAUACUGUUACUGGAGUGUCUAAAUCUGCAGAGGAAGAGUUCAUAAAUAAACUUCCCAGACAUUCUGUGAACUUCUGAGUCUUAAAAAAAAUCCAGUGAUUUGUCUUUUGUCAGCUCAGUGGGAGACUUUUUUGGUUGUUAUUAUAAUUAUUAUUAUUUUCCCCUGAGUUCGGGGACAUCUUCCUGUACUUGAAGCUUGGGAAGCUCUAGUAUACUAGAGCUUACUCCCUGACAGGCAUGGCAGAGCAGUACUUCGUAACCAGAACUCUUGCAAUUUGUUGCCUAUUCUGCAGGAUUUUCAAAGAAUAAUAUUACAGUUCCCUUUGAUUGAAUCCUCAUCUUAAAUGCUGUUCUGUGGUAGCUCUGCAAAAGUAUGACUUUCUUCAUAUGCUCCUAAGAGCUGAAUGACUGGAUUAAUCAACCUACAGGUAUGUUUUCCCAGUAACAAUUUGGUGAUGGGAAGAAGGAAUGCAUAUAAAACAUGGCUUGUCUAUGAAGACUGUUCAGUUCUGCAGUAACUUCAUCACUACACCUUCCUAGUUGUUCCACUGGCCCCAUUCAGGAGAGUUUUGGUUGAAGCUUUCUAAGUCUAGCACUUGUGCACAUGGUGCACUUGUAGCUGUUUUUGAAACUCGUGAAGAAAUGGCACUGAAGAGUUGUGUGGAAUUUGAAUGUCAUCUCUCAAGGCAGGACUUUUUCUUGGUUACAUAGCUACAACAACAUGGAGUUAUCUAUUUCAGCAUUAGGAAGUAUCAAGGAUAUCAUCAAGAGACAUAACUUUUUUUUUAAGUUAUGGUUGCUCUGUUGUGCCUGUCUAUAUAAUUUUCCUUGCAGACUUCAUUUUCUAAUAGUUGGUAACCUUUAUUUAUUUAUUUAUUUUAGCAGUAUUGGACAAUUUUUAGAGCACACUGGUUGAAUUCUCAUCAGAAGUGUUUCUUCAUAUGUAAAUGAGUAAUGCUUCCAGAUUUUGUCUGUAUCUUUUCUCAUCCAAAUCAGAACAUCUCUACAGUGCAAAGAAAAUGCAUAGUUCUUGACUUUUUCAUACCAAAAAGGUGCUAUUUGUAAUAAACUAUCUUCAACAAAUAACUACUAAGAAGAUAAUCUCAUCACAGCAGGCUUGGCAGUCUUCCAUUGAGUUAGCCUGUCUCAGCAAGAGCUGUUGCUUAAGAUACAAAGCAAUCCGCAGGAAAGUAUGAUUGUGUGCAUGCAAACACACACGCAUGCUCUGUUUUCUCUGUCAUAAUGGAUGCAUCAUCAUUUUCUGUUUGAUGAUUAGGAACUAGAAUUAUUAUUUGGGAGACUAGCAGGAUCCAGGAUCUAGCACUGGAGAGAUGGACUUGAGUUCUCAUCUCAUAAGUAUCAGAUGUUAGGGAAGUUCUUGGGUUUGGAGACCCUGGUAGGUUUGUGCAGUAAUCCUGUAAGUGAGAAUGUUGGUCAUGUUUUGUGUGUUUCUGUCAUCUGGUACUGUAAGCCAGUAAUAUUUGUCAGUGGAUAUCUUCAUGAAUGACCAUGUGAACUCCUGAUGAAACUGAUUUAUACGUAAUCCCAACACACCUGUUAGAAAUGAUGGGGAAACAGAUCUGCUACCUGCAAUAAAAAUAAUAAUGAGAAUAAUAAGAGAAUUUUUUGUUUUCUUUCUUUGGAUAAAUAAAACGGCUUCAAAAUCUGUGGAGACAAUGAUAUAAAAAGAUAAGAGUCAGUAUCCAUCUUUGAGGGCAUCAGAAGACCAAUGUUAAUGUUGUACAUUUGAUUAUAGUCACAUGGCUUGAUAAUUGACUUAUUUCAAGUUUGAAAAGUGUGGUACUGGUUUGUACCAGAGGCCUUCUAACUUGGGUGACCUUGUAGCUUUAAAGAAAAUCCAUUGGAAUGUUAGCUUCAACCUUACUGAAGGACACAUUCUGAAGAGCUAGCUCAUUAAGCAAGGUUUUGAAGGGUGUGCUUUGCAGAGCAGCUUCCUGUUAUUUGGUUAAUGGUUGACCUAGUUCUAUUGCCAUAUGCUUCCUGGAACACAUUCUAAUAUAAAUUACAUGUUAAAACGAGACUGGGGUAAUAGCAGGAAAGUCAAAGCCUUUAUGAAACAAAUCAUAUAAUACUAUUGCAUUUGUGAAAGUAUUUUAACUAAAACCAGCAAUAUCUUCAUGGAACUACUUACUGAUUCUAGUUGCAAACCCAGGAAUAUUUUUUAGACCCAUAUAUUUAAUUUUUUUCACACUUGCCUUGUACAAAAGGUUUGUAUGAGUAAUUCUCUGUGCUGUGUGUGCGAAGCUAAAGUUAGUGAGUGAAGGACUUGGAAUGAAAUUAUAGUUGUGAGGAAAGAUUUGAUGAGAUUAGAUUUGGUUAAAGGCAGGAGAUCUGCUUCCCCCCCCCCCCCAGGAAACCAUAAAUUAGCAAAUCUUUUUCUGUUUGAAGUCUGGCUAGAAGCCGAAAGUGUGGAUUGUGGAUUCAAACUUUUACCUUGAUAAAUACAAUAGAGCAUACACAUUCAAACUUGAGCAAAAAUACAGGAAAAUUUGAAGGUGGUAGAUAAAGUUUAAUCUCCAACCUGAGUGAGUACUUUGUGACAGACUGAAGUUCUGAAGAACCUAUGGGUUGUGUUUUCUGGUUAAUAUGAUUUUAUUUACUAGGAAAAAGGAGGGUGUGUGAAAACAGCUGUUUCAUAAGUAGUGUGUAUUAUGGCAAGAGAGGGGGAAGGGAAAAGUAAAGCUAUCCUUUGUAACCUUUUGAGAGCUCACAGCAGUAUCAGUAGAUGUGGCGAUUUGGUACUCUGCUGUCAGUAUGGGAAAAUGAACUAUUUACCAGACCUAUUACUUUGAAUAUUCAUAUAACGUGGCAGUGGCUAACCUGUGUCUCUUCAGUUGCAGAUGGCUUACAAGCAGUCCAGGUGCAAGUUUUAGGCAAAGGCAUGUCAUCUGACAGGUGGAGGUGCUACUGUGGGAGCUGCUGGUCCAGCCAAAUUCCUAGCUGUGGGAAGUGAACUGGCAGUAUCUCUAAAGGCAGCUGUUGCUGAUCAGCAUGGGGGUAGUGCAUCAGAGAAAUGAAUUUUCUAAUGCAAAAUAUCAUUCCUGAGCCAUGGAGGUGCUGCAGUGUGAUGGUUGUGAUUUCCGAGCUCCAUCCUAUGAAGACCUAAAAGCUCACAUUCAGGAUGUUCACACUGCUUUUCUGCAGCCAACAGAUGUCUCUGAGGAAAGCCCUAGCCAGCCAAGGUCUGGCUCUAUGAAUGCUAGCAACCAGACUGAGGUUGAAUUUUCUUCUGUAAAGGAUGAAUUUACAAUUGCAGAUGAAAUAGCAGGGCAAAAUGCAACAACUCAGACGGGGUCUGGAAGUUAUUAUAGCCAGAGCCAAAGUUUUUAUGGUCAGCAUAUGGCUCCAAAUCCUAAACCAACCAACAAGUUUUUCCAGUGCAAAUUCUGUGUGCGUUACUUUCGAUCUAAAAACCUCCUCAUAGAGCACACACGCAAGGUUCAUGGAGCACAAGUUGGGGGGAGUUCAGUAGGGCCACACACUGCUGGAUCCUUAAAUUACAACAUCAUGAUGCACGAGGGGUUUGGCAAAGUUUUCUCUUGCCAGUUCUGCACCUACAAAUCACCAAGGCGCGCGAGGAUUAUUAAGCACCAGAAAAUGUAUCACAAAAACAACCUGAAGGAGAGUUCAACUCCCCCUGCUGCUGCUGUAUCUGAAUUGACAUCUGCCUCUGUGCCAGUGCAGGAGCCCUGCAAGGAAUUGCCUGCAGAGGUGGUAGAACGGAGCAUAUUGGAGUCCAUGGUCAAGCCUCUAACAAAGUCCAGGGGCAACUUUUGCUGUGAAUGGUGCAGCUACCAGACACCUCGAAGGGAGCGCUGGUGUGACCAUAUGAUGAAGAAGCACCGCAGCAUGGUAAAAAUACUGUCAAGCUUGAGGCAGCAACAAGACGGAACCAGUGUGCCCGAUGUGCAGAAUAAGAGUGCCCAGAAUGCCUCCCCAAACUCUAAUUAUGUCUCCAUGAAUACGACAGGACGUGAUAUGUCAAAUGCCUCAAACUUCAGAAGCUCUACGGGCAAUUCCCUUAUCAGGCCCAACUCUUCUACAUCCUCCAAGUUUUCUAGUGUGUCUUAUCCUCAAAUGAAGUCUAAGUCACCUCAAAACUCAAGUGUAGUUAAUUUGUCAGACAGAUCCCGCUAUGGAGUUGCUGACAUGACAAAUUCUUCUGCUGACUUGGAAACAAGCAGCAUGCUAAAUGACUCCAGCUCAGAUGAUGAAGAGCUAAAUGGAGUGGACAGCGAGAAUGGCUUGAACUCUGUGGAUCACCAGACCUUAGGAAUGUCUGCAGAGCAACUGAUGGGAUCUGAUGGCAACAAACUGUUGGAAACAAAGGGGAUUCCCUUUAGAAGAUACAUGAACAGGUUCCAAUGUCCUUUUUGCCCUUUCCUCACAAUGCACCGCCGAAGCAUCUCCCGUCACAUUGAAAACAUUCACCUGUCUGGAAAGACGGCUGUAUACAAAUGUGAUGAAUGCCCUUUCACCUGUAAAAGUUCGUUAAAGCUUGGAGCUCAUAGGCAGUGUCAUGCAGGCACAACAUCAGAGUGGGACACCUUGAAUUCUCAGAGUGAAAACAUCAUCUCUUUGAAUGACAACACAGUUUCUUAUGAGAGUGGAAAUAUAAAUGGUGGGAAGUCAGCUGGGAUGAUGGAGCCAGUGCAGCAGCAACAGCAGCAGUUGCCUCAACCCCAUUCACAGCAUCCCUAUAAGUGCACAAUGUGCAACUAUUCCACCACUACUUUGAAAGGCCUCAGAGUUCAUCAGCAGCACAAGCACUCAUUUUGUGACAACUUGCCAAAAUAUGAUGGACUGCCAUCCAACACGCAACAAGAGAGUGAGGCAGAUGCUCAUACCGCUGCCAGCACGGUGAAGAAAAGCCAGACCUCAAUUCUUGGGCUCUCGUCUAAAAAUAACUUUGUUGCUAAGGCUGCUCGGAAGGUGUUAAAUGACUGCCCUUUGGAUCUUUCACCAGUGAAGAAAAGAACUAGAAUUGAUGAAAUAGCAAGCAACCUGCAGAGCAAAAUCAACCAAAACAAACAGCAAGAAGAUGCUGUGAUUAAUGUAGAGGAUGAUGAGGAAGAGGAGGAAGACAACGAGGUGGAGAUAGAAGUGGAAUUAGACAGAGAAGAAGAACAAACAGAACCAAUGAUGGAGGUUUCUAGUUCUUAUGCACCCCAGCAAAUGUGGGGGAGAGAGACUAAUGAGUCCCAGAAGGAGGCAAACUUCAGAAACAUGCAGCAUGAUUAUAAUUCUACCAAUGGAGCAGAGAUUGAACUCACUUUAUCUGAAGAUGAGGAAGACUAUUAUUCUUCCGUUAGCAUGAAAGACCAACAGAGCCCUAACACCUCUGUUCUGGGGAGCCAGCCAAAUAUGUAUGUCCCUGAUCAGAACAACGAAAAUGUGGAGUUUAAUGACACUGGCAGGCUUUAUUAUUGUAAACACUGUGAUUUCAGCAACAAAUCUGCCAGGAGCGUUAGCACCCACUACCAACGGAUGCAUCCCUACAUUAAAUUCAGCUUUAGGUAUAUCUUGGAUCCUAAUGAUCACAGUGCAGUAUACCGAUGCCUUGAGUGUUAUAUUGACUACACAAACUUUGAAGAUCUGCAGCAACACUAUGGAGAGCAUCACCCUGAAGCUAUGAAUGUAUUGAACUUCGAUCACUCUGAUCUGAUCUACCGCUGUCGCUUCUGUUCUUAUACAAGCCCAAAUGUUAGAAGCCUGAUGCCGCAUUACCAAAGAAUGCAUCCAACAGUGAAAAUUAACAACGCAAUGAUAUUUUCAAGCUAUGUUGUUGAACAGCAAGAGGGACUAAACACAGAGUCUCAGACACUGAGAGAGAUCUUGAAUUCUGCUCCAAAAACUAUGGCAACCUCCACCCCCAUGGCUCACGGGGCUAGUGUGCCAGCAGGUUUUAACAAAAGUGCCACAAAGAGUUUUAGUCCUGAAUGUGAAAAUCGGAAGGCGCCUUCAGUCAAUACUGUGGUUGUUUAUGACUGUGACGUGUGUUCAUUUGCAAGCCCCAACAUGCAUUCUGUUCUGGUGCAUUACCAGAAAAAACACCCUGAAGAAAAAGCAUCGUAUUUCAGAAUUCAGAAGACCAUGCGUAUAGCUUCUGUUGACAGGGGCUCUGCCCUGGCUCAAAUGUCUUUUGAGAUGGGGGUGCACAUCUCCCCCAAAGUGUCCAACUUGGCUUCCCAACCUCCACCUCCCCCUCCACCCCCAGAUCUUGCUCCUGAACUCUAUUAUUGCAAACACUGUUCAUAUAGCAACCGCUCAGUUGUGGGAGUGCUUGUCCACUACCAGAAAAGGCACCCAGAAAUAAAGGUCACUGCCAAGUACAUCAGGCAGGCACCCCCUACUGCGGCAAUGAUGAAGGCUGGUGAACUGCCAUCUGGGAUUCAGAGGCUGCCAGUGUCGAUGCAACAGUUGAGCCGGGGCAGUUCCGAGAGCUCUGUGAAUCCCCUUGAGAACGAAAUGUUCUUCUGCCAACACUGUGAUUAUGGAAACCGAACCGUGAAAGGCGUGCUCAUUCAUUAUCAAAAGAAGCAUCGUGAUUUCAAAGCCAAUGCAGAUGUGAUUAGGCAGCAUACAGCCACCAUUAGAAGCCUUUGCGAUCGCAACCAGAAAUCAUCUGGCAGCAUGCCUGCUCACACCUCCAGCACUGAACAGGACAAGACAAAGCUGAGAGCCCUCAAGUGCAGGCAGUGUAGCUACACGUCGCCUUACUUCUAUGCAUUGAGGAAGCAUAUUAAGAAAGACCACCCAAAUCUGAAGGCCACAGUCACGUCCAUUCUGAGAUGGGCAUUUUUGGAUGGCUUGAUAGAAUCUGGUUAUCACUGUGAAUGGUGCAUUUAUUCACAUACAGAACCAAGUGGUUUGCUUGUGCACUACCAAAGGAGGCAUCCUGAACAUUAUGUUGAUUAUACAUAUAUGGCAACUAAACUCUGGGCAGGUCCGGAUCCUGCCCCUCCUACCCUAGUGAUGCCAACAGAGGCAAAGACCUAUAAAUGCAGAGACUGCAUUUUUGAAGCAUCUUCCAUUUGGGAUAUUACUAAUCAUUACCAGGCUUUUCACCCUUGGGCCAUGAAUGGGGAUGAAUCUGUAUUGUUAGAUAUCAUUAAGGAGAAAGAUGCUGCUGGGAAAACUGGUGCACAGCUUGAUGAAGUUGGGGCCAGAAUUAAUUUGGAAAACCAGGUAACAUCACAGGUGGAUCAGGCUGCGGAGGACCCCAGCCUUUCCCAGGAAAAAACUGUCCAGCUGGCUUCUGCAAACCCUGCCAUCUCCUCCACUCCAUAUCAGUGUACAGUUUGCCAGUCCGAGUACAAUAACUUGCAUGGCCUCCUGACACAUUAUGGCAAAAAGCAUCCUGGCAUGAAAGUGAAAGCUGCUGACUUUGCACAAGACAUAGACAUUAACUCAGGGGCUGUGUAUAAGUGCAGGCAUUGCCCAUACAUUAACACACGCAUUCAUGGAGUCCUCACACACUACCAGAAACGACACCCAUCAAUAAAGGUCACUGCUGAAGACUUUGUGCAUGACGUGGAACAGUCGAAUGACAUCACCCAGAAUGAUGUGGAAGAGACAAGUAGGAUUUUCAAGCAAGGAUAUGGUGCGUACAGGUGCAAACUAUGCCCUUAUACCCAUGGCACAUUGGAGAAGCUCAAAAUUCACUAUGAGAAAUACCAUAAUCAGCCUGAAUUUGAUGUUUUUGCUCAGUCACCACCAAAGGUGUCUGCCUCAGUGGAACCAGACAUGGUGACUGAAAUCAAGGCCUCCCCAGAAAUUGUUGCUGAGGGUGUUGGAGAAGCCUCUGUCCCAGCACCUCAUUUCUCUAGUUCUCACUUAGUGUCUCACACAGUGUUCCGGUGUCAGCUCUGCAAAUACUUUUGUUCCACCCGGAAGGGGAUAGCCAGGCACUACCGCAUCAAACAUAACAAUGUUCGAGCACAACCAGAAGGCAAGAACAACCUCUUCAAGUGUGCUUUGUGUUCCUACACCAACCCUAUCCGCAAAGGGCUUGCAGCACACUACCAGAAAAGGCAUGACAUUGAUGCUUACUAUACCCACUGCUUAGCAGCCUCCAGGACAGUAAGCGACAAACCCAAUAAAGUGAUCAUUCCAUCUCCUCCCAAAGAUGACACUCCUCAGUUAAGUGAGGAGCUGAGGAGGGCUGUGGAGAAGAAGAAAUGCUCUCUCUGUUCCUUCCAGUCUUUUAGCAAAAAAGGCAUUGUGUCCCACUACAUGAAGCGUCACCCUGGUGUUUUUCCUAAGAAGCAGCAUGCAAGCAAGCUGGGGGGCUACUUCACUGCUGUAUAUGCUGAUGAGCAUGAAAAGUCAACUCCAGCUGAGGAAAGGAAUGACUUUGAAAGGCCUGAGGUGGACAGUGAGGCUCAGGAAAUUGAGUGGCUUCCCUUCAGGUGCGUAAAAUGUUUCAAGCUCUCCUUCAGCACAGCAGAGCUGCUGUGCAUGCAUUACACUGACCACCACAGCAAGGAUUUGAAGAGAGACUUUACCAUAGUGGGAAGUGGCACCCGCUCGCAGAACGCCGUCUACCAGUGCAAGCACUGUGAUACUAAAUUGCAUAGCACGGCAGAGCUGACCUCACACUUGAGUAGUCACAAUGAGGAAUUCCAAAAGCGUGCCAAACGUCAGGAGAGGAGGAAACAGCUUUUGAGCAAGCAGAAAUAUGCAGAUGGCGCUUUUGCAGAUUUUAAACAAGAGAGGGCUUUUGGACACUUGGAAGAUGCCUCAAAACUUAAGGAGAGGAAAGUGGUUGGCUACAAAUGUAAAUUUUGUGUGGAAGUUCAUCCAACGCUUCGUGCCAUCUGUAAUCACCUCCGUAAGCACGUCCAGUACGGGAAUGUUUCUUCUGCGUCAGCUACAGUAAAGCAGGAAGCUGAAGAUUCUUCAAGCACAACUUUGGAGGGUUUUGAGGGAGCCAAAGACCCUGGCAUUGUGGAAUUUACAGAAGUUGAAUCUGGAGCAUCCUUGGAAGAUGAAACCAGGCCUGGGGGCUACCACUGCAGCCAGUGUGACCGGGUUUUGAUGUCUAUGCAGGGUCUGCGAUCUCAUGAGAGGAGUCACUUGGCUCUGGCCAUGUUUACCCGGGAAGACAAGUACAGCUGCCAGUAUUGCUCCUUUGUCUCUGCUUUCAGGCACAAUCUGGAUCGCCAUAUGCAGACUCAUCAUGGACACCAUAAGCCAUUCCGUUGCAAACUCUGUCCAUUCAAGUCCUCUUACAAUAGCCGCUUGAAAACCCAUAUACUUAAAGCUCAUGCUGGUGAACAUGCCUACAAAUGUUCCUCCUGCACAUUUUCCACCAUGACAAUUAGCCAGCUGAAAGAGCAUUCCUUGAAAGUGCAUGGGAAAGCACUGACACUACCAAGACCCCGCAUUGUCAACCUCUCAGCCUCACAUGCUCACCACACCUCCAAGAACCGCGCUCCUGCUGAAGAGGUGGAGGACUCUAAUGACUCUUCAUACUCAGAACCUCCUGAUGUUCAGCAACAGUUGAACCACUACCAGUCUGCAGCUCUGGCCAGGAACAAUAACAUCAGCCCAAUCCCACUUUCCGGGAGUGCUGCAGGAGUGGAAAAAACAGAAGCUAUCCUUAACUGUGAAUUUUGUGAAUUCUCCUCGGGUUAUAUACAAAGCAUUCGGCGUCAUUACCGUGACAAGCAUGGAGGGAAGAAACUCUUCAAGUGCAAAGAUUGUUCCUUUUAUACAGGCUUUAAAUCUGCUUUUACUAUGCACGUGGAAGCUGGGCAUUCGGCAGUUCCUGAGGAAGGACCCAAAGAUCUUCGCUGUCCUCUUUGUCUAUAUCACACCAAAUACAAACGUAACAUGAUUGAUCAUAUAGUUCUGCACAGAGAAGAGCGGGUUGUUCCCAUUGAAGUCUGCCGUUCCAAACUGUCAAAAUACUUGCAGGGAGUUGUUUUCCGCUGUGAUAAGUGUACCUUUACCUGCUCCAGUGAUGAGAGCUUGCAGCAGCACAUAGAGAAGCACAAUGAACUGAAACCUUACAAAUGCCAACUCUGCUACUAUGAGACCAAACACACAGAGGAGCUGGAUGCUCAUCUUCGAGAUGAGCACAAGGUGAGUCGUAAUUUUGAGCUGGUUGGACGGGUUAAUUUGGAUCAGCUGGAACAAUUGAAGGGAAAAACAGAGAGCUCCAGCAGCGAUGAGGAAGAAAAAGAGUUAAGCCUCAAGAGUGAAGAGAGAGAUUCUAUGAUGUUUCCUGACAGCAAAGCUCCAGAGAAGCGCUUUCCAUGCGAGUUCUGUGGCCGAUCGUUUACAGAGGGCUCUGAGUGGGAACGACAUGUGCUGAGGCAUGGCAUGGCUCUGAAUGAAAGUAAGCGAGGGAUCAGAGAGGACAGCAAGCUGAAGGAGAACACAGAAAAGACUGUUAAUACACUGCCAGUAGAAGAAAAGGAAAGCAUUGAGAAAAUGGUGGUGGACUUUUCCCAAAACAAUGAAACUGCAGUCAGUAUUGUAGCUGCUGACAAACCUCUCCAAGAGAACUCAGAGGCCAAAAAUGAAUAAGCAUUUGGUGUGAUUUUAAUUAACUUACUUGAACAGUGAUGAAUGGGGUGGGGUAGGGUGGGCAGAAGGAAGAAACAAAGCUGCUUUUAAGACUGAAUGAUCUAUUUUCAAAGCACUGGUACCUGUGUGAGUGUGUGUAUAUUAAAGUUAUUUAAAUGAUGGAAUAAGUGGCUCCAUUACAUCACUGCAUCUUUUCUUCUGGAUCAUGACAAUGGGAAGUUACAUCAUCUUGGAUUAAUGAAGCAACUCCCUGUGUCUCUACAUUACACAAUGUGCUUUGCAGUGGAGACUCAGAUUGUUUGCAAACGGAAGCGUCAUGAGCGUGGGAUUGGGGGGGGGGGAACUUUGCAACGCACAAAUUUGAGUGCGUUUUUCUAAUUUUAAUACAUUACGAUUUUCCAGACUGAAUGCAACUGCUUUAGAAAAGAAAACAAAAACAAAACAGAAACUGCUUUGCUUAAAACAGCCACCUGUUUCCUAGUACCUCAAAAUUAAUGAAGGGAGAUCUCUGCAUUUGUCAGUACUGCCUGUUGUCAUUGUGAUUAAAUGUAGAGAGACUGCUGGACAAGGUGGUGAAUGGAGAAAGAAAAAAGUUUUAAAGAAAGGAAAACAAAUUGUGCUUAAAAUCCCACUGUGGGUUUUAUUUCUUAAAAUACUGUGAUUUUUUUUAAUUAUUUUAGUAAAAAAAAAAAAAAAGAGAGAGAGAGAGAGACACUGACUUUAAUUUCUAGAUAACUGUUUGUGAGUUGCCAUCCUUUAUUCCAGGUAAGCUGUUUGUUAGUAUUCAACUAUAAUUUUAGGACUUGAUAGAUUUCAUGUGACUGAUUGUGUGGUUUUGUUUGCCAUAUGUUUAUUUCUUAUCAACUUGAGGUGUUACAAAAAUAACACAAUUAACUUUCUCAUGUAAAAUGAGUUUGUUUGGUUUUUUUUUUCCCAAAAGGGAGGGGGACAGGGAAAAGAGUUCUUGUGCAUAUAAUUUUUCUAAACGUUAAACAUGCAGAAAUAACAAGUUUUAAUUUUUUUUAACUAAAGAACCAAACUUACGGCACAGCUAUGCAGCUUGUGGACCAAACACGUUGGUCUUCAUAACCGUUCUGUUGCUUGUCAUAUUAACAUCUAUAUCUUGCACCAGUAACUUUCUGUUAAGAUUGCUGCUGUGCAGCCCCCCACACACACAUGUGGUGUGUGUGUG